Molecule: messenger RNA, 1992 nt
Organism: Trypanosoma conorhini
Lineage: Eukaryota; Euglenozoa; Kinetoplastea; Trypanosomatida; Trypanosomatidae
Exons: 1
Coding region: 1-1992 (663 amino acids)
Source: RefSeq, a predicted model, not a curated record
AUGCGGCGCACAUGGAUACGGCUAGGUAUGACGACCGUCACCAACGGAGGCGGCGGCACCACCAUCACCAACACAGCUGCAGCACCAGCAGCAGCGGCGGCGGCGGCGGUUGUGCUUCCUCUGCAGUCGCAGCGUCGCAUACGUGAAAUCAUGGUGCGGCGUAUACUGCUCUCCUCGAAACCGCUCACGUCGCACGAGUUUGUAGAGCUGGUCAGGCGCGAGUAUCACCAGGUAGAGGCGCCCGCACAAUCGAAGUCAGGAUCGGCGCACGAGGCUGAGGGCGCUGAGGGCCCGGCGACGCGAGCGGCGGGGAGUCGGAGGAGAAGUGACGUGGAAGUGAUGGGGGACGCCGCAGCGCAUAACCCCGUGGCGUACCUUCGCGGUUACCUCAGCUCUGCGUCGACGGAGACUGCUGGCACGCCGCCCGCCCGUGCCGCGGCCGCUCCCUGCCCUGUUGAGGCAACUGUGCGUUUACUGCUGGCCCUCGACUCACAGUUUCGCCUCUCCUCAGCUGGAUAUGUGUGCUACCCGAACUUGCCCUCGCUGUUUCUUGCCUCGAGUAAUGUGGACCAGGAUGCGGCGUGGGUGCAGGCGGGGCGUCGAAUCCUGCGAGCGGACGAGGCGAGGCCCCGCGGCAGCGGCGGUGAUGUUGCUGUCAGGGCGGCAACUGGGGAGGGCGCGGGGGAGGCGUCCCGCUGGACGUACAUGCUUAGCCUUUGGUUCAUGCUGGACGCCUUAGCCGAGUCGGUCGAGGCGGUGGGCGAGAAGGGCGCGGCAACCGGCAGCCACGGCGCGCACGCCAGCGCGUUCGUUUCAACGCAGCUCAUGCAUCACUGGAUAGCUGCGGCUGACGCGCGUGAGCUGCCACCGCUGCUGUUGCAGGAACUCGCGGCCGCAGGGCAGCGGGACGUCCCAAGCGCACGAUGCGUGUCCACCUCGCUGGAGCUGCGGGAAUCUGUGGAGGGGAACGACAUGUUCCGGCGCUGGUGCUCCGAGGCCAGGGAGGGCUACAUGAGCGACAUCCUCCUGCAUGCCCCGCAACUCACCCAGACUCACUCGCUGCUGUUGCAGCAGGUCAACGACCAGUUGGCAUACCUAUUUACCUUCAUGCUUGGCGCCCCCAUCCCGCUGGGUCGGCUGUCGGCGCUGAUUCAGUGGGCGAGUCUUCCCUUUGCGGAGCACUACCGCUCCCUGCUUCACUUCCUCCUCCUCUACGCGGGCAACCCCGCCGUGGCACAGAUGGAGCGGCAGUUGCGACGGCGCCGCAAGGCCCAGAAGCGAUGGACGGAUGUGCUGCGGUCCCGCCUGAAGGAAGCCGAUGGUCGCCGCUGGCACCCUGGCAAAAGUUACAUGCUGGCGGGUCGCUACGCCUCGCGUGAGCGCGUGGAAGAGACGCCAGGCGCUGCGUUCGGCAGCUACGACCACGGCGGUGCGUCGGGUGGCAAGGAAUCGGGGGAGAGACGGAUAUCCAGCGAGCUGUGUGCGCUGUGGCUGCGGAACAGCGGCGGCACCCUCGUUAACGCGAAGGAGACGGCUGUGUGUCGUUGCCUCUUUUUGCAGCCGGCGGAGAUGACGCCGCUUGAGGUGACGACGCAGACCCCGUCCGAGGUCCUGGAGGGUUUUGCUGGGGCGGCGGGGGUGGAGAAUGACGUGGUGGUCUUCUCUGUUUUGCCGUACGUCUUCGAGCGCCGUGUCUGCCGCGUAAUUCGUGCGUGGUGGGCGCUCGAGGGGCAGUACACCACGAAGGUGCGGCCGAGCGGGGCCGUCGCCGUCGUCCCUGUGUGGCGGCUCUGUCAGCUCUGCCUCUGGGAGCAUGAGUACGGGGCCGCCGCGGCUAGCAAGAUGAUGCUGCACUAUUUGAGGUCGGUGAUCGUAAGGGAGGCCUCCGUGCAGCUGCUGCCGCCGCCCACCGUGGCCGACGCGACGGCGACGCCCAUGGAGGAUGCGGGGCGUUGGCUGGUGGCGCUCCGCUCCACGACGGAAGAGCUGUGA